CGGGAAUUCAGGCCUAUGCGAAGGUUCGGACAUGAAUGAAAAAUCAAAGCAUUUCGAAUUGACUUCGAACGUGUUGCAUACGCCGCUGCGUCGUUUUCCGCGUAUCUCCAUGAGACGCAGGUCCUGCAUUUCAAAUGCCCUUUUGCUGCCAGCAGUACAUAUGCAUGAACGUUUACAGAUUGAUGAUGAUUCUUCAAACUGUUCGCGACCAUGGGUUUGUUGCACUCUAGCAGGGACAUUUGGUUGGCCAUUAAGGACCUCUUCCUCGCAGGGUCCUUUCCAGGCUCAACCAUAUGCGUCUCAGCUCUGAUACUGGUGUCCCUCUAUCUCCUGCAAGUCUAUCGCCGAAGCCAACGAACGACACGCAUACGAGGACCUCAAAGCCCAGGUUGGGUGUUUGGCUUGUCCAAGACAGUGCUAAAUUCCACCGCUACCACUGAACUAUACGAACGUUGGGCUGUAGAGUACGGUCCAGUGUACAGGGUCCCCGUCGUCUUGGGAGAGUCCAGGGUCGUACUAUGGGACCCAAAAGCAAUCUCUCAUUUCUUUGCAAGAGACACGUGGUUGUAUAACCAAACUCCGUUCAACAACACCGCCGUUCAAAUAAUGAUUGGACGUGGAAUUCUGUGGGCCGAUGGUGAAAGUCACAAAAGGCAGCGCAAGGCUCUCAACCCUGCCUUUACCGCAGCUGCCAUCCGCAACCUGACUUCUGUUUUCCUAGAUGCUGCUCACAAGGUCACAGACAACGAUCGCAUGGGAUGGCUGCGUCUCAUCCAGCACCCGCCACGUAGACUUGACAGUGCUGGCAUAGCCAUCCUGAACCAUGACUUCGGCGCACUCGAUGGACAUGACUCCGAUGUCGUGCACGUCGUGAAUGAAUCAGUUUUACCUGCUAAUGUUUCCCACGACGUGAUUAUGCUUGCACAGAGUUUUCCUUCCAUCCUGAAGCUACCAUGGCGUCGCACACGGUUCUCACAGAAACAGAGCCUGAUCUUUGGUAAAAUAUGCCACGAGAUGUUAUUGCGGACGCGCAAGGAGAAAGAGACUGGGGGCGCGGAGCGCGGGGACAAAUCAUGUUUGGGUUUGCUUCUGAAAGCUGAGGAUUCCGGUGAGAGCGCGGGAAUGACUCACGAAGAAGUACUAGCUCAGGCAAGGGCUCUACUUCUCGCCGGCUCUGAGACCACUUCAGCCAGCAUGACAUGGGCUUUGAUAGAACUUGCUAGGAAUCCAGACAUGCAGACCCGGCUUCGCAACGAGUGUCUAGGCUUCGGGCCAUCCCCUUCAUACGACGAGCUUACGAAUAAGCUUCCCUACCUAGACGCUGUAGCGAAUGAAGUUCUUCGCGUCCACCCGUCGGUCACAGAAAGUAUACGAUCGGCUACGGAAGAAGACGUAAUCCCGCUCAGUGAACCCAUGCGUACGGCGACCGGUACCUAUACCGACAGCGUAUGCAUCCCAAAGGGGACAGUGGUCGUUAUCCCACUCGCUGCACUCAAUUGCUCUGUUAGCAUGUGGGGGCCUGACGCAAAGGAGUUCAAACCUUCCCGAUGGUUCGAAUUGAACGAGGACACACGUGAGGCUAGAGAGACACUGCAUGGCUAUCGUCAUCUGAUGUCAUUUGGCGAUGGCCCGCGGAUGUGUUUGGGGCGCGUAUUUGCAUUGACAGAGUUCAAGGCCGUGCUGUUCGUGCUUGUGCGAAACUUCGUGUUUGAGAUGGCGGAUGGCCCUGGGGUGCAGAUUGUGGACAGUUUUGGGCCUUUGCCAAGACCGAGUGUGGUCGGGAGUGCUGAGGCUGGAGGUGUGCCCCUCCGGGUGCGCCGCUAUGAGGUUUGAUUGCGGUCUGAAGCUAUGGAAUACCACUGUAUAUACUACUGUAAGAAAACUGCACGUCAAUGUCAAAUCGUGGAUCUCGGGAC
This is a messenger RNA of Suillus clintonianus, 1916 nucleotides long. RefSeq names its product cytochrome P450. Gene Ontology annotation, molecular function: heme binding; oxidoreductase activity, acting on paired donors, with incorporation or reduction of molecular oxygen; iron ion binding. The transcript has 11 exons. NCBI's taxonomy places the organism in Eukaryota, Fungi, Basidiomycota, Agaricomycetes, Boletales, Suillaceae. The coding region runs from base 211 to 1833 and encodes 540 amino acids. The record is from RefSeq and is a predicted model, not a curated record.